GAGAGCAUACAAUAUUCUGUCUGUCGAUCACUUUGGAUACUGCGAGCUAUGUUGCCAAGAUGUUACAAGAGAUCAAUGUUUCGUCCUUUUUUCUGGAAACAAUCUUAACGCUCUUAUUGUAAACAAAUGUAAAAGUACAAUGAUACAUUCAUACUGAAACCAAGGGAUUAUACACAGGACGGUGGAGAAUGGCUUCGAAGGAGAGGUUGAAUGAGCUGUGGAUUUUAUAUUACACCAAGAAAGAUGAGGGCUGCCUGCAGCAGUGGCUGGAGGCUUUUGUGGCUUCCUUUGAGAAGCUUGUUGAUGUGCAGUCACUGGAGCCUCGCAGGCUGGAGAACUAUAUUGCGGAGGUUCCCCUUGUACCCAGGGACAUACUGGUGUUCCUCAGUGACCAGCUAUCACACAGUACCAUUCACCUCUCUGGGGGCGACAGUAACAACAGCACCCUGCUCCUCUCUGGGGGCGACAGUAACAACAGCACCCUGCUCCUCUCUGGGGGCGACAGUAACAACAGCACUCUGCACCCCUCUGGGGGCGACAGUAACAACAGCACCCUGCACCCCUCUGGGGGCGACAGUAACAACAGCACCCUGCACCUCUCUGGGGGUGACAGUAACAACAGCACCCUGCACCUCUCUGGGGGCGACAGUAACAACAGCACCCUGCACCUCUCUGGGGGCGACAGUAACAACAGCACCCUGCACCUCUCUGGGGGCGACAGUAACAACAGCACCCUGCACCUCUCUGGGGGCGACAGUAACAACAGCACCCUGCACCUCUCUGGGGGCGACAGUAACAGCACCCAGCACCUCUGGGGGCGACAGUAA
Molecule: messenger RNA, 827 nt
Organism: Oncorhynchus gorbuscha (pink salmon)
Lineage: Eukaryota; Metazoa; Chordata; Actinopteri; Salmoniformes; Salmonidae
Product: type I inositol polyphosphate 5-phosphatase 12-like
Exons: 3
Coding region: 189-827 (212 amino acids)
Source: RefSeq, a predicted model, not a curated record